AACAACUACAACAUUAUUGCUCAUCGGCCGCGUAUGCGCCCUCUCACUGCUGUCUGAGAUCGAAAUCUUUGAAAACGUCCCCCGCCAAGGAAAUGGAAAACUUCGCUGCUUCGGUUGCCGUGUUGCGCAGCCUGGAAGAAGCUGGAGAGCUGGAGUCUCACGCUGCAAACGAGACUAGAUAAGUGCUCGGGCCCUAGACUUCCUCUCGAGGGGAAUCCUAAAAGCUCUUGUGGAGGGCGGGGGAGACAAGGCUUCUCUCCGAGCCCGCUGGCGCGUUUCACAACCUUGUUCUGGACUGGGAUCCGUUGCACAUAUCGGCAACAUUGCUUUGUUCGAAUUAUUUAUGUGUUGCUUUCGAAAGUGAGAGAAACUGCACAAACAUCCCAUAUGUUGCGAUGGAAUAAUGGGGCCAAUUCAAUCUCUACAAAACAGGAGCAAGACUGCUUGCAGGAGGCCUCGUUAAUAUUGCCCUAACUUGGAAGGAUAGUUAUUUAAUACGAAUUGCCAUCGUUCGCCCUCCUGACUGACGCUCUUUGCUCACGGGUCGGGUCAGAGCAACAGUCAGCUGGCUGGUUGUAACAAGCGUGCUCGCUAGCUAUUUAACUAACCCUAGCACUGUUAAGUUAGCAUCGAUUGCUUCUGGCAUGGCAGGGUCCAAACAAUCGAGUUAUUUUUUAGUGAUCGAUCCUGUGCUCAAGCCAAACGGAGUUCAAAAGCAGGUUUAUUCCCUUGCCUCCUUGCCUCCCUUCCGCCCGCUCUCCCGCCUUUUCGCGCUGGCCCCUUGAGGGCCAUGACACAAACGGUCCAAGCGAUACUUUGUCACUGACUUGGGCUGGCUUGAGCUUCCCACCUAAAAUUCGGACCUAAUCAAGAAAUCCUGAAGAAAUACCUAACAGGCUCAUUGAAGCCAUUUUUCAAGCACCCACUCCAAGAAUGGUAGUAUCGACCUGGGAAUCCGAUAGAACUCCAGACCUUUUCUAGAACAAGCUAGGAGAAGGAUAGACACAUCUGCUCUUGUACUCUGAGAAUGAGAGUCCGUCAAUACUCCGAACUACAAACUUGAUUUUAUAUCAGAAUAAUCAAAGAUCGCUUCAACGGGAGUCCCACAUGGCCCGGUGUAUGUACAGUACUAUGUAGAGCAUAAAAUGGCUAAAUUUAGAAUGUAUUUCAUUAGUUAAAUAAUAUACAGCGUCACGACCUGCCAAUGAGGGUGAAGUGGAUAGGCUGGUUGUUAACUUGUUAAUGGAAUCGAAAAGCAGCGAUGAUUGCCGGAACAAAGAAUAAAGAUGCGAUGCUCGGCGGUUUCCCAGAGGACCAACAGCGUCAUCGGCAGAAACAGCACAAGCUCCACCUGCUAAAUAGCUUAAUAAUAAUAUCACAUAGUCAACAACUACAACCAAGCUCCGAAGACCACAUUUACUAUUGCUAAAGAUUUUACUGCAGUUACUGCUGGCCCUACCUCCACCCGCCUACAAUAAGAAGGAUUAUUUCACGAAGCGAAGGCGACCAUGCGUCAUCACCCAUCAACUUGCGAAACCAUAUAACCUCGAAUGAAACACACUGCCCAGCGAAGCUCCAGUGGAGCACACCGUUGACUCCUAGUGCGGACGGAACAUGUCUGGGCCGAGAAGAGGCUAUAUCGGCGACGAGGAGCUGGGCAAAAAGUUCGACGACGACCGCGCUCGAAAAUCCACACAGUUCAAACCAAGGUCGGGCAUAUCAUCAUGGAAAUUUCCCCGAAGGAGACGCAUUCUCCUCGCCUUCAUUGGCAUAUUUAUCCUCUAUCUACUCUUUAAGGCCAUACCCCCCUCCAAUUUAACCCCCGCGACGAAGCCCUUCCACGCGCUCAAUAACGGCCGGCCCCAGCCUGAUGACCCUGACCAACAAAAAUCAGAUGGAAGCUCCAUUUCAUCAGAAACCCCCCCUGAACCCCCUCCUGAUACGACAGACAAAAUCCUCCGCGAUGGCUCGCGUUCUUAUAGUGGGCCAAUAAAGUUCUACUCUCUUGCCAAAUCGUUGUACACUGUGCCAGGAUUCGAGUUUCUCGGUCGUCCUAAAGCCGUGGUCUUUGCGGCGGCGGAUUUGCAGGCUCUUUCUGACCUUCUACCUUUAGCCUGUGAGAUGGCGAGGCAGAAGCUGAACCACGUGCAUUUUGCGGUGAUGGGGAGGAACGACGUGUCGGUGCAGGGAAUACGGAUGGUUAAUGGCGUGGAUGCGGAGGAGUGUCCCUUGCUUUGGCAUGAUGCACGUCCCGACUAUGCCCCUCAGUCUACCGAUGCCCGUAUGGAAUCGAGUGUAAUCGCCGGGCUGUCCCGUAUUAACAACGUCUUCCGUCCCAGCGUUGUGAUUACUCACAGCUAUAAACGCGAGGAAGAUUUCCUUUGGAAAGGGGUCAAAGUCAAAGCAGGCCGGAUGGGCCUGCCUCAUAUUAGCCUUCCAGCUCGUGCGAGCAACUUCAUGUGGUUGUCAAAGCUGGACUCUGGCUCACUUGGAGCUUGGAACAAGGUCGAUUUGCAAAUACUCGUGCAAGCACCACCAGCCUCCUCAGGCUCCCUAACUCGAUUACUCCGUUCUCUUCAAAGAGCGGAUUACUUUGGUGAUGCCCCUGGACUAACCAUUGAGCUGCCACACAAUGUUGAUCCUCCUUUGCUUGAACACUUGAAAUCAUUCAAAUGGCCACCAAAUAGUGCGCAUAAUCAUUUCACCCUCCGACGGCGAAUACAACCUGGUAGCAUCACUCCUCAAGAAGCAACACUUCGAACGGUCGAUUCAGUCUAUCCCAAAGACCCGGCCUACUCACAUGUCCUCGUCCUCUCUGCCCAGGCGGAUCUUGCACCGUCCUAUUACCACUACCUCAAAUACGCCAUUCUCAAAUAUAAAUAUUCCGUUUCCACCGAGGAGCCCUUGUGCUCGCUUUUGGGAAUAUCCCUCGAACUUCCGUCUGCUGCACCUACUGUCGAUGAUGAACCGUUUACCCCACCAACCGAAUCAGACCGUAUCGACAUCCUUCAGGAUCCCGAAAAGGAAAUCCCAGUCUUUCUUUGGCAGGCCCCCAAUAGCAACGCAGCUCUAUAUUUCGGUGACAAAUGGGUUGAAUUCCAAUCAUUCCUUUCUAACCGUCUUGGCGCCGCCCGUGGUCCAGAUCCAAAGAAACACCCCAAUCUCAUUUCGAACAAGUUCCCAUCAUGGAUGGAAUAUAUGCUUGAACUAAUCCGUGCCCGGGGCUAUUAUCUCUUAUAUCCUUCUUUCCCCGCCACCACAACCGCCCACACCGUGCUAGCAACUAUUCACAACGACCUAUACCGCUUACCGGAGGAGUACGCCUCCGAUCCACAGACGUCUAAUCCCACCUUCAAAAAACCAGAAAAAACCGACGAUGACCAUCUGGUCAGCGGACCCGACCAGCUGCUUAUCGGCGGCUCCUCGUCGAUGGAAGCACCACCACAGGAAGUUGAUUUAGGCUCCAUCGAGAAACCCCUAGCUACAUCUCCGUCGAUAUCGACCCUCCUAAAUCUAUUCCCAGCAGGAUUACCGAAGGAGAUAUCCCCUGUGCAUGUCUUGCCGUAUUCGCGGAAAGACACCUCCUCCCCUGACUUGGUUGAGAGGACGCAGGCGUAUUUGAAGGAAUUCCGGGAGAGGAUUGGCAGGUGUGAUGCUCACGCUCAGCAGCCGCAGGCGGUCGAGGAUAUGAAGGCAGAUGAUCUAUUCUGCUCAAAGGACGAGGAGAGGAGGGGAGCUGAGUGAUAAUCUGUAUACUCGUUUGUAACAUAUUCCAUACGUGGCUUGUCCACUAUGGUUGUCUAAAAUAUAUAUCGCUGGCCAGCAUGCCUCGUUCAUUAUUACUAUUAUUAUUUUAUUUAUUUGGUUGUUCAUUUACUUCAUUUAUUUAACUUUUCAUAUGAAAUUCAGAAGUGGCCCAUAGCAUAGGCAAUAAAUUUGUGGUUGUCUUGUAUUCCCGUCCAUAGUUUUUUCUGUUCACAUCAUCUGUUCCCUUUGCAAUCAAUCUAAAGUGCACAUACUUCCAAAGGGCAUUUGCUGGCACUUGCUGGAUAUUAUUAGACUAAUUUCUUUAAUUGCUCACGUAUACCUAAUAUAUAAUCCCCCUAUUAGCAAAGCUAACUCUGCACACUUCUAGUUGUAGGCAGCGGCAAUUGCGCACGUCAUGUGACCCACUUGCAUUGCUUAUGUAACUUCUUUGCUAGUUACGUGCUGGAGCUCCGGUUUG
This is a messenger RNA of Blastomyces gilchristii SLH14081, 4225 nucleotides long. RefSeq lists its product as uncharacterized. The transcript is spliced from 4 exons. The coding region runs from base 1615 to 3744 and encodes 709 amino acids. The record is from RefSeq and is a predicted model, not a curated record. Lineage: Eukaryota; Fungi; Ascomycota; Eurotiomycetes; Onygenales; Ajellomycetaceae.